AUGGAUUUGAAUUGGAUCAAUUAUUUAUUUGAAAAGGAAUCUAAAUCUGAAUCUGAAUUUGAAUUAAUUGAAAUUGAUUUAAUCUUGUUGAAAAUGGAUAUAAAUUACAUAUGCUUCAAAUAUUAUCCUUUUCUGACCCAUUUACAUUCCAGUAAAAUGAACGAAUUGGAAAUAGUAAAAAAAGAAUUAACAGAAUUAAAAACUAAAUAUAAUAAUUUAGAUCAAUUUAAUAUUACUUAUUUAAAUACAAUUUCUAAACAAAUAAAUGAAAUUAAUUUAUUAAAAGAAAAAAACAAAUUAGUAACUGAAACAAAUGAACAACUAUUUAAUGAAAAGGAUAAAUUAGAAGCUUCGAAUAUAGAAUUAAAAACAAUAAAUAACACAUUAAAAAAUGAAAAUAAAAAAUUAAAAAAAAAAAGCUUAACACAACAAAAAGAAUUAUCUACUAAUAAUAAUCAAAUAAAAGAAAAUGAUACAAAGUCAUCUCAAAAAUCAAAAAAAAAAGAAAUAAAUAAUAAUAAUAAUAAUAAUAAUAAUAAUAAUAAUAAUAAUAAUAAUAAUAAUAAUAAUAAUAAUACUAAUAAUAAUAAUAAUAAUAAUAAUAAUAAUAAUAAUAAUAAUAAUCUAAUUAAAGAAAAUGACAAUCACUCUCAAAAAUUAAAACCUAUAAAUCAAGAUGAUGAUAAUGGAAAUAAAAUUCCUUUUUAUUAUUUCAUUGCUAUUAAUUUAUUACUAAAAACUUUCAUUUUUUUUUUAAGAUUUCUUUUCUUUUUGGUUGUAACAACAGUUGCAACAGUUAUUGCAAUAGCGACAACACAACAACCUAUGAUUAUUCCAGCUAAUUGUGCUUUUGAUAAUCCAGAUGAUGACGAUGGUUUUGGUGAACAUAUUGAAUUAUAA
This is a messenger RNA of Dictyostelium discoideum AX4, 900 nucleotides long. RefSeq lists its product as hypothetical. NCBI's taxonomy places the organism in Eukaryota, Evosea, Eumycetozoa, Dictyosteliales, Dictyosteliaceae. The coding region runs from base 1 to 900 and encodes 299 amino acids. The record is from RefSeq and is a predicted model, not a curated record. The transcript has 3 exons.